AUGCUAUGUGAUCACAAACUUGCUAGGGAUUGGGUGUUGAAUUGCGAAUCUGAAAAAUCACCUUCAAUUAGUAUUCAAAAUACAUUUACAGGAGGUACUCUAACAAUUGGAACUGAUAAUGAAGUUUCAACCAGGCAGAUUAAAAGUAAACUACACAAUAUGGAAAGUGGGGAAAUGACUCCUGAUUACUGUGAACUUCUGACAAAACAAUCUGAGGUGGAAGCUCAAAUCCACAGGCAGAGAAUUAAGGAAACAAAUGUUAAAGAAGAUCCAGACUUAAGCUCCAAACUUUAUGGAAAUCUAGCACAUUUUUGUAAUAAGAAUAACAUCAAAGAAAUAAGAAAAAUCAUGAAAUAA
Entrophospora sp. SA101 is the source of this 357-nucleotide messenger RNA. Lineage: Eukaryota; Fungi; Glomeromycota; Glomeromycetes; Entrophosporales; Entrophosporaceae. The record is from the annotation of a GenBank genome assembly.